AUGCCGGGAUGUUUGUCACAGCUCUCUACAUUGCUCUCCCAUCAAUCGUUCGAGAAUGUUAGCCCUAGCACUUGUGCUCCCCACCGCCAAACGGAGCUUGCCGUGACCCAUUCCAAGCUGAACGAGUUCAAUCCCACCUCCUUCCCAGUAGAAGUUGUUACGCACAUCUUCUGUAUCCUGAAACCCCCACCAGACUUACAUGAUCCACGUGACACUAUUCACAGCCAAGGGGCUCCCUUGACACUCGACAUACGUGGUUACACCAAGUUUUCACGUUAUGCUAUCCAUCUGGCAAUGACGCCACUUCGUGCUAUCCGUUUGACAGUGAAGCAUCUAGUUCACACCCGUACACUCAGAAAAUUACAGGAUCUCCUUCGCUGUGCAUUUGGUCCCGCUCCUCUUCUGGUUUCCAUUACAGUCAUCCCUACAUCAUGCAAGCCCGCCUAUCCUAUCACAUAUCAUACUUUAGUUGAGUUCAAAACCCCUGCGCUACGGAAACUCAUCCUGGAUGAUAAUAUCGUGUUCAACGGUGGUGCCAGUUUGACCGUGCUUGAAGAUAUCACGCACCUAGUAGACAUCAGAAGUAUCGCGAUCUGGCCUACGCUUCGUGCAUUCGUUAAUAUUCACCAGAGAAUGUCGUCCCUGCAAAUUCUUGCACCGGAGCUUAUUCAUCUAUAUUUUUUCCCGAUGUCCAUCAUCAACCUGCCUCGUUUGUCGAGUAUCAAGCUAAGGGGGCACGCACUCAUGUACGACUCGGAGAAGAAUGUCAACCUUCCUGAACUCCUCGCGGCUGUCUCUGCACUGCUCGCGCAAAAUGCAACAGAGAUGAAAUGCAGCUGA
Messenger RNA from Suillus subaureus, 840 nucleotides. RefSeq lists its product as uncharacterized. Bases 1 to 840 code for a protein of 279 amino acids. The transcript is spliced from 3 exons. NCBI's taxonomy places the organism in Eukaryota, Fungi, Basidiomycota, Agaricomycetes, Boletales, Suillaceae. The record is from RefSeq and is a predicted model, not a curated record.